This is a messenger RNA of Darwinula stevensoni, 970 nucleotides long. Lineage: Eukaryota; Metazoa; Arthropoda; Ostracoda; Podocopida; Darwinulidae. The record is from the annotation of a GenBank genome assembly.
AUGUUAGUCGCCAGGACGUUAUGGAUGAGUCACACGGAGAUAGAAGACCUUCCAGACGGAGUGUUUGGGAACGUGUCCUUCCAAGAGAUGCGCCUCGAGGGCAACAGAAAUCUUCGGAGGAUUCAUCCGAACGCGCUCCUCCCCUCUAAAGAUCGACUGGAAAUCCUAAUCAUGACUACUUGUCAUCUGAUCGACUUUCCAUUUGAGAUCAUUCCGGAGUUGAAGGCACUUAAGGAGCUUCACCUGAAUUGGAAUUAUCUCACCAAUGUCCCAAUGAUCAACAGCAACAGCUUGGAAAAACUAAUUCUCUGGGGAAAUCAAAUAACAUACCUGGAAGACCAGAGCGGCUGGUCCAUGCCAAACCUCAAGGCAUUUUAUCUUGGAGAAAACACGUUCCUCAUGGAGUUGCCACUAAUGUUAGUGGUAACUAUGCAAAACUUGACUCGUAUGGAGCUUCACGGUAACCAAUUCGGACCUGAACUUCCAGAAAGAUUCUUGGAAUUCAAUAGCCCCGCGUUACAAUUCUUGGCUCUGCAUGUUAACAGCAUAUCAAGUCUUGAACCAGGAGCUAUUACAGGUCUGGUUCCUGACACAUUCAUAAAUCUGGGACAGAACGUCAUCGAAGAAUUGCACGAAGCUUCCUUCAGGCCAAUGGUGGAGAUUCUGGCUCAGGGAACCGGGUCAUUAGACUUGCACGGAAAUCCUUUGUCCUGUUGGUGCGAUUUAGCAUGGCUAGUGACGAAUGAAGUACUCCGUCCGAAGGUCACUGGAACGUGCAAGUCGGGGACACGCCUGGAAGAUUUGGACCCUCAAUUCUUCGAAGACCUCUGUUUUCCAGAGAAUAAGGGCGAUGAGAGUGACAUCUCCCUUUGAAAAUUGUUUUUAAAAUGUCUAAAAUAUUGCAUUCCUACACGUUCAGCAGUGCAACAACAAUGAGCCUAAUUUCCGCCCAACAAAAAAGAAGCCGAAC